Amphimedon queenslandica is the source of this 1822-nucleotide messenger RNA. Its product is annotated as E3 ubiquitin-protein ligase RNF14-like. The transcript is spliced from 8 exons. NCBI's taxonomy places the organism in Eukaryota, Metazoa, Porifera, Demospongiae, Haplosclerida, Niphatidae. Gene Ontology annotation, molecular function: zinc ion binding; protein binding; ubiquitin-protein transferase activity. The coding region runs from base 48 to 1691 and encodes 547 amino acids. Gene Ontology annotation, biological process: protein ubiquitination. The record is from RefSeq and is a predicted model, not a curated record.
AAAUGUGAGGGCGUGGUUAGAGGCGUGGUCAUAGAUUAACUCCCAAAAUGGCCGCCUGCGACCAAGAGCUUUUGAAUGGGGAGAAUUUAGAAGAGCAGAGUUUGGAAUUUGAAUCACUUUUGAGCAUUUUUGGCGAAGAAAUGAAGGUCAUAGCACCGGAGAAAGAAUUUCUUAUUGAUAUAAGUAUUCACUCAAGUGAAUCAUUAGAACUAUUGCUAGCGACACCAAAACUGACUGACAGCGAGACACCUCGACCGCCCCCUCACUUAACGAGAUCCACAAGCACUAAACCAGCUCUAGUGACACACCUCCCUCCUGUGUCACUCUACGUCCGUUACCACGACAACUAUCCAUCGACUGACCCACCCACCUUUCAUUUAAGUGCAAGAUGGCUCAACGAGAAACACUUGAAGACCAUCAGCGAGAAGCUCCGCCUAUUAUUCACGCCAGGUUGGCCUACAGUGUAUAACUGGGUCACGUACAUAAGCACUGAUCUGUUAGCUGAAAUAGAGGAAGGAGGAGGGAGGGGAACACAAGGGGAACGCCCCACGUCUAGUCAUCAUCUUUUCGUAAGGAGUAUAUCAGAGUUUAACGAUGUCGAAGAGUACGACAAGUUUGAGAAUCAUAAGCAGUUUCUGGCGGAGAAGCAUUCCUGUGCUGUGUGCUUCGAAGAGAAAUAUGGCGACCAGUUUGUGGAGAAAUGCGACGAGUGUAAAGAUGAGAGCAUUCUUUUUUGUGAGAACUGCGUCCGUGGACACUGCGAGAUGCUGCUAGCCGAAGGAAGAGUUACAAGCUUCAGUUGUUUAAGUACAGAUUGCAGUAAAGCACUUUCAGAUACACUUGUUCAAUCACUACUCACUCCUGAUAAAUUUAAAAGGUAUCUCGAAUUGAGAGAGCAGGUAUCUCUAGACUCAAUACCUGGGAUGGUCUUUUGUCCGAGGAGUGCUUGUGGAUCCCGUAUCAUCUCCGACCCACAAUCAGACCUUGCACUCUGCCCUCAGUGUAGCUUCCCUUUUUGUAAACGUUGUAGACAGACCUGGCAUGGGAUUGAGGAAUGUGCCUUCAUUGAGAAAUCAAAAGCAGUCGAAGUUGAAGAUACAGAAAUGGAAGUUAAAAGAAAGCCAAAAGCAAGAGAUGAGGAGAGGAGGCUAGAGGAACUCAAAUCCAUUAUUUGGAUGAAGUCUCAUCGUAAUGUACGUGAGUGUCCCACCUGUUUGACACUGAUACAGAAAAUUGGUGGCUGCAACAAAAUGUCAUGUUGGAAGUGUGGCUCUGGCUUCUGUUGGAUCUGCAUGCAGAAGAUAUCUGGGUAUAGCCACUUUGAAUUACAAAGCACCUGCAAUUUAUUUCGUGACGAAGACUACCUUCCUCCACAGCCUGAACAAGAAGACAAAGAAGCAACCGAUGCCACUAACGAUGUCCAUCAGAUAGUGAAAGUAACUGUUCUAGAAAACCUGUUGGAGUCAGCUUGCCCACGCUGUGGACUGAUUCAACAGAAGCUAGGAAGGAAUAACUGGGUCAAGUGUAGACGCUGUCAAAUGCCGUUUUGUCUCCAGUGUCGCGAGCCAUGCUACGGGCGCUAUCAUUUCAGCAGUGAGUAUGGCUGUAAAGAAUUUACCACUUUCAGGGAAGACUUGGAUAAUUUCCGCAAAGACCGCAACGAAGAAAAUGAAGAGUCAACUGAAGAUUAAAUUUUUAUAAAACAGUCUAUAACUUAUUUACAUUUUAAAUUUUUUAUACCAAAGCUAGAUCCAUUAUGUUGAUUUUUCACUAAUUUUUUUCUUGUUUUUUUCUGCAAACAGCAACUUACUAAGCAAUUAUA